Messenger RNA from Suricata suricatta (meerkat), 1428 nucleotides. It is a transcript of the gene ADISSP, whose product is annotated as chromosome 12 C20orf27 homolog. The coding region runs from base 315 to 839 and encodes 174 amino acids. The record is from RefSeq and is a predicted model, not a curated record. Lineage: Eukaryota; Metazoa; Chordata; Mammalia; Carnivora; Herpestidae. The transcript is spliced from 6 exons.
CGGAGGCGUGCCGGUGGGGUGGGCGGCGGCGGCGCGAGGCUCCCUCCUCGUGCUCGGCGUUGAGCCCCCGCUGCCGCCGGGACCGCACUGCCGGGACCGCCACCGCCGCCGCUGCGGUCGACUGUGCCUGACUGGCCCCGGGGUGCGCCCUGCACGCCGCGGGCCCAUGGGUGGCCCUGACCGCUGCCCUCCCCACUCUCCACUCUUCAGGCCCCUGCUGGUGUCCCUGGAGCAUGGGAGGCUGCUGCGCUUGAGCGGAGGUGGAGGCGUCUGGCUGGAGCUGCGAGUCUUACCCUGUGGUAGGGAGGACAUCCAUGGCUGCAGCCAACAAGGGCAACAAGCCCAGAGUCCGGAGUAUCCGCUUUGCGGCAGGCCAUGAUGCAGAAGGCUCCCAGAGCCAUGUCCACUUUGAUGAGAAGCUUCGUGACUCCGUGGUCAUGGUCACCCAGGAGAGCGACAGCAGCUUUCUGGUCAAGGUUGGCUUCCUGAAGAUCUUGCACAGGUAUGAGAUUACCUUCACUCUGCCCCCGGUGCACAGGCUGAGCAAGGACCUCCGAGAAGCACCUGUUCCCAGCCUACACCUCAAGCUCCUCAGCGUCAUGCCCAUCCCAGAAGGUUACAGCAUCAAGUGUGAAUAUUCGGCACACAAGGAAGGCGUCCUCAAAGAGGAGAUGCUUCUAGCCUGUGAAGGUGGCACGGGCACCUGCGUGCGAGUGACAGUGCAGGCACGAGUCAUGGACCGACACCACGGCACACCCAUGCUGCUUGAUGGGGUCAAGUGUGUGGGUGCUGAGCUAGAAUACGACUCAGAGCACAGCGACUGGCACGGCUUUGACUGAGGCCUGUGGCCCUGCGCGCCUUAGGGCCCCAUAGCCUUAAACCCCACCUUAUCCUCCCGAAUGCUGUGUCAUGGUGUGGCUUCCUCACCCCUCCCUGGGGUGGGUGUGGGUGUGGGGUGUCCAGGGGCCUCUCACCUCUGCCUUCAUUGUGCCACCUCCCUGCCUCUCCUGUGUCCUCCUCUCCCACUUCCUCCUCUCUGUGUGCCUCAGUCUCCUGCCAGAAGAAAUGGGUUGAGCCCCCAAGGAGGCUAUCUGAGGAGGGAGAAGAAAUGGGUUGAGCCCCCAAGGAGGCUAUCUGAGGAGGGAGGGGGAGUCUGGGGUGGGUUCUACCCACCCCCCACCCCAAGUCAUAGGGGCUGCAGCCAGGGCUUGGGAGAGGAGGGAGCUGGCUCUGUGAUGUCGCCAUUAUUGCUGCUGCUGCUGUCUGGCUUUUGCCCUCCCCUGCCCUCUCCCUCUUUCCUACGGCUGUCCAUGCUGAGUAGGAGGGAGGUGCAGCCCAAGCCCUAACCCCCAGGUCUAUGUUACUUGGUUUUUAAAGGAUUGGUUGAGAUAAAACCCGAAAGAAAUAAAACUUUCAGUGGACAUCAGA